AUGAUCAAUGGCGACACUGCUCCUCAGCUAAUCACAUUAACACCACCUCGUCCCCCAUCAGACCUAAUCGCUUCAGCUUUGUUUUUACCUCUCAAUGAGAUAUCCCCUACACACGGAGGAAGGAAGCUCCGUUUCGUAGGACAAAUACUAGCAUUUCAUUCUCCAACAUCACUCUUGCUCUUAACUUCUUAUCCUAACUCUCAAACUCCAAAUUCACCCUCACCAACUAUUUUGGUGGAUAUCUCCACACCGUUGUUAGGUCAAAGUCCUUCCGUCAAAGAUAUCUCAGCUGUUCAGGAUUCCAUGUAUUCUCGCAAUCCUCAACCACCUUCUCCAGUAAUGAUGACGGGCAAGGAAGGGAAUUACGUCAAUAGAGAGAUGUUGAGUCUGUCAAGGGGUGAAUGGGUUAGUCUGGUCGGCUGGUUAGAAGGUGAUGGUUCGAAAAUGGUAAGAAAAGUCAAAACCUCUUCAAGUUACCUCAAGCCUCUACCCUUGAUUCUGCAAGCUAUACACAUAUCGAGUUCAAGGCCACCGCCAAUCAAUGGACUACAUCGAGGAAGUGUAUUACCUUGGAACGGAGAAAGGUACACUAAAGAUGAAGUAGGAUUCACAGAUGAAGCGGACACGGAACUGGAAGAUUCCACUCCUCGACCAAGUAAGACUAGACUAGCGACAUGA
Molecule: messenger RNA, 678 nt
Organism: Kwoniella shivajii
Lineage: Eukaryota; Fungi; Basidiomycota; Tremellomycetes; Tremellales; Cryptococcaceae
Exons: 3
Coding region: 1-678 (225 amino acids)
Biological process (GO): telomere capping
Cellular component (GO): CST complex
Molecular function (GO): single-stranded telomeric DNA binding
Source: RefSeq, a predicted model, not a curated record